Molecule: messenger RNA, 1683 nt
Organism: Saccharomyces paradoxus
Lineage: Eukaryota; Fungi; Ascomycota; Saccharomycetes; Saccharomycetales; Saccharomycetaceae
Gene: DDE1
Product: Dde1p
Exons: 1
Coding region: 1-1683 (560 amino acids)
Source: RefSeq, a predicted model, not a curated record
AUGAAUUGGUCGUUUCUACUACAGCUGGUAAUAACAGUAUUGUUAAUUGUGCUGGGCGCCAACUGGUUGUUAAGUUCUUUUCUAUUGGAUUUUAAGAGGGACCUGACAGGAGUGGCUUUGUCACAGCAAUCCAGUAUAUCCAGCGUUCGUAAAGAGAAUGAAACAGCAUAUUAUAGAAGCAUGUUAGUACCCACUGGGUUCCCAUUGACGACAGGAUUGGGGCUUUCUUUGAAAUACAAAAUAAGAAAUGGUAAUUUCGGUGAUGUUUGGAAUGCCAUAAUGGAGGUUUCCAAAGGAAAAAACACCAUUAAGUUUACAGGGAACGAAAAAAGCCAUUCGUUGGGUGAACUCAAUGGUAUGGCCAAGCGCGUAGCUCAGAGACUUUCUACCGAGAAUUUCAAAAAUAUUGGUAUAUCUAAUUCUAUUGCCACCGUAGAAGGCUUUACUCUUACAUUGGCUUCCAUGAUGAUCUCUAUAAAGACAGGUUCAAUACCUCAUUUUUUGCCAGCAGUUCCUAGACAACGAUUGGAGGAUGUUGAUGUUCUGAUCAUCGACUCAUGGAGAUCUCUUAAGAUGCUAAACGGCAGCGAGGAUUGGUAUAGGCUAAUUAUUGUUUGCGAUGAUCCCGCCAAAUCACCACAAUUUGAUGCGAGCUAUAAUGUUACUACUUGGAAGCAACUUAUCGACGGUUUUACUAACGAUACAGAGUACCAGUAUACUCCGCCAGAUGACAACUCCGAUGAUAAGAAAUUCUUUGCAUACGUAACUUCUCCAUGGAAUGGAACUAAUAGUUUUAAUCAAAUUUGUCUAGUGAGCAAUAUAGCGGAAUUCAUCAAGGGAUUCCCCUUAGGCAAUGAACUGAACAACCACGAACAUCUAACUAUUUCGGCAAAACUAGCAAGUUCUAGUGCAGGUCUACAAAUUUGGGGAAAACUUUUUGCAGUCUUAUUACAUGGCGGGUGUGCAUCUUUCAUCAAUCCGGCAACGUUAGAUUGCAGGUCGUUGCAUGAAACUACGUUGCUGUUUAUUGAAACAAAGGAGGUUGUCAAAUUAAUUGAUUCUAGCUCCAAAAGUGGGCCGCUGAAUAGACUCUACUUAUCCUGGGCCACAAAUUUACUGAGUGAAGGUAUUUUUACAAAAAUCACCAAAAUCGAGCCACGUUAUCUUGAAAAAUUAAGAUGUACUUAUUUGGCAGAUAGUGUGAAAGAUGCUGAGGCUAUUUCAACGUUUCCUGAAAAAAUUCCUCAACUAAAGAAGACUAACCGAAGAACCACCCCAACUACUAAACAGCUAAAUGAGAUAAGGGCUCAGUUGGGAUCCCGUGUAGUUCUUGAAUUAUAUUGUCCAUACACUAUCAUGGGACCUGUAGCGCAUACCAACUUUUAUGACUAUAGGGUUUUUGAGAACUCUGUGGAUGACAGCGUUGUUUGUUAUGGAACACUAAGCACCACAUUAGAAGGAAAAAUGGUGGAAACCGAAACCAACCCUCUUUUGAACAUAGAGAAGAAACAGGGCAUGUUAUGUAUUCGUGGCUUUAGCAUAGGUAAGCCAGUAGAGUCCCGUCGUUUAGAGAAAGCUUUGCAUUUGGCCGAAAGGUUUGGUGGAGGUGAAGGGUGGAUGCCCCUAGUUGGCGUAUUUGGACUGUGGGGCCAAGACGGUUGUUUAUACAUCUACAAUCAAUGA